AUGAGUGAUUUGAAAGAUUUUGAUAUCAAGCAGUUGCAUGACAAUAUUUAAAGUUGUUUCUAAUAUUUAGACAAGAAGAUAUAUAGAGCUAUGAAUGUAGCACCAAUUAGCAAUACUAUAGUAAUUGAGAAACCUAAUACAGCCAUUGCUCAUGAUUACAAAGAAUUGCAGCAUCAUGUGAAAUAACUAUAAUUAAAAUAUGAUGAGGUUUGUUACAAGUACAUGCAACUUUUAACAAAAUACUAAAAAAUAAUGAUUACAAUAAAAUUACAACAAGAAGAAAUUGAACAAUAAUGUGAUUUAAUUAAAGAGAUGAAAUUAAUGACUCUUUCAUAGCCAGAAGUAAUAUAGAUACCAGUUUAUGAUUAUUUGAGAGAGUUUACUAGAAAUAAUCAUAGUUAAUUAAGUAAUUUUUUAUAAAUAUUGAUGCAUACUAAAAAAGUGGAUCUUUCUAUGAUUGAAUUACUAUAAAAUAUUGAGAAGUAUUAUAGGCCGUAAAAUAAGUAACUAUUUCAGGAUAAAUACAUUUAUCCAAAAGUACCGUUAAGAAAAUUGAGGGAAAGGAUAUUAAAAACUUUGCCUGAUUAGAUACUUUCAUAGAAUGUAAUACCUGAAAGAUCGAUAUCAUUUUAAUGA
Molecule: messenger RNA, 636 nt
Organism: Paramecium tetraurelia
Lineage: Eukaryota; Ciliophora; Oligohymenophorea; Peniculida; Parameciidae
Exons: 2
Source: RefSeq, a predicted model, not a curated record